Molecule: messenger RNA, 1596 nt
Organism: Numida meleagris (helmeted guineafowl)
Lineage: Eukaryota; Metazoa; Chordata; Aves; Galliformes; Numididae
Gene: SHMT1
Product: serine hydroxymethyltransferase 1
Exons: 12
Coding region: 139-1596 (485 amino acids)
Biological process (GO): folic acid metabolic process; tetrahydrofolate interconversion; protein homotetramerization
Cellular component (GO): cytosol; nucleus; cytoplasm
Molecular function (GO): zinc ion binding; serine binding; mRNA 5'-UTR binding
Source: RefSeq, a predicted model, not a curated record
UAGGCGCGCGGGUUCCCGCUGGGCGGCUGAGCGGGCCAGGAUCGGGAUCAGGAUCGGUGCGGUGCCGCGGGGCCAGGGCCGGGCCGGGCUGCGGGGCGGGCAGGGACCGUGCAAGGUGCCAUUGGAGGUAGUGGACAGAUGGCGAAUGUGGCACAGGGUGCUGGGAGCCUCCCCAGCGCGGAGCUCUGGGCCUCCCACAGCAAGAUGCUGCUGGAGCCACUCGACACCAAUGACCCUGAGGUGUACAGCAUCAUCAAGAAGGAGAAGCAGCGGCAGAGGCUGGGGCUGGAGCUGAUUGCAUCAGAGAACUUUGCGAGCUGCGCAGUCCUGGAGGCGCUGGGAUCCUGCUUGAACAACAAAUACUCUGAGGGCUACCCUGGACAGAGGUACUAUGGUGGCACCGAGUUCGUAGAUGAGCUGGAAAGGCUGUGCCAGAAGCGAGCCCUGCAGGCGUUCCGGCUCGACCCCCAGAAGUGGGGUGUCAACGUCCAGCCCUACUCAGGGUCACCCGCUAACUUUGCGGUGUACACGGCCCUGGUGGAGCCCCAUGGCAGAAUCAUGGGGCUGGACCUGCCUGAUGGGGGCCAUCUAACCCACGGGUUCAUGACGGACAAGAAGAAGAUCUCUGCCACCUCUGUCUUCUUCGAGUCCAUGCCCUACAAGGUGAAUCCCAAGACUGGUUACAUUGACUACGACCGACUGGAGGAGAACGCCCGCCUGUUCCACCCCAAGCUGAUUAUAGCAGGUGUCAGUUGCUACUCACGCAACUUGGACUAUGCCCGCAUGCGAAAGAUUGCCGAUGCCAACAGCGCCUACCUCAUGGCCGACAUGGCCCACAUCAGCGGGCUGGUGGCUGCUGGCGUCGUGCCCUCACCAUUUGAACACUGCGACGUCGUCUCCACCACCACCCACAAGACCUUGCGGGGCUGCAGGGCUGGCAUGAUCUUCUAUCGCAAAGGCACCCGCAGCACGGACCCCAAGACAGGAAAGGAAACGCUCUAUAACCUGGAGAGCCUCAUCAACCAAGCAGUCUUCCCGGGGCUGCAGGGAGGGCCGCACAACCACGCCAUCGCAGGGAUCGCUGUGGCAUUGCAGCAGGCCAUGACUCCCGAGUUCAAGGCUUACCAGCAGCAGGUGGUGGCCAACUGCAAGACGCUGGCAGCAGCACUGAUGGAGCUGGGCUAUGACAUUGUCACGGGGGGCUCUGACAACCACCUCAUUCUCCUGGACCUGCGCAGCAGAGGCACUGACGGUGGCCGGGCCGAGCGGGUGCUGGAACUCUGCUCCAUCGCCUGCAACAAGAACACGUGCCCUGGUGAUGUCAGUGCCCUUCGUCCCAGCGGUCUGCGUUUCGGGACACCAGCUCUCACCUCCCGUGGCUUUCGGCAGGAUGAUUUCCGCAUGGUGGCCCGGUACAUCCACAGAGGCAUCGAGUUGACACUGCGUGUGCAGAAGGACAUGAGCCCCAAGGCCACGCUGAAGGAAUUCAAGGAGAAACUGGAGGAGGAGAAAUACCGAGGGGAGCUAAAGGCACUGAAGGAAGAGGUGGAGGCAUUCGCAGCAACCUUCCCACUCCCAGGACUGCCAGUCCUGUAA